Humulus lupulus (European hop) is the source of this 2529-nucleotide messenger RNA. RefSeq names its product long-chain-alcohol oxidase FAO2-like. Lineage: Eukaryota; Viridiplantae; Streptophyta; Magnoliopsida; Rosales; Cannabaceae. The record is from RefSeq and is a predicted model, not a curated record. Gene Ontology annotation, molecular function: flavin adenine dinucleotide binding; long-chain-alcohol oxidase activity. Bases 176 to 2431 code for a protein of 751 amino acids. The transcript has 3 exons.
AAAUUCGAAAAAGAGAAACUUUAUUUAUCUAUCUCUUCUUUCUGUUUAUAUCUACCUUUUUAUAUAUUUUAAAUACGAAUCUGUUUUCUUCUCUCCGUCCACUCAACUCAACUCAACUCCACAACUCCAAAAAUCAAAAGCAGAGUAAUCCUAACAAAGAAUAAGCUUUAGAGAGAUGGAGGAGAAGAAUGGCCACCAUGUCCAUCAUCAUCAUCAUCAUCAUCCCCUUUUGGGUGGUGGAACAAGACAAACCAGUUAUAGCCAUGGUCUCUCUGCAGCUCAAAUUCAGUCACUGGCCGCCAUUUGUGAAGCUCUUAUACCUCCUCUUUCAAUGGAUACCCUCGGCCAGGAAAACCCACUUCGUAGAUCACUUCAUUCUUUCUAUCAAGCCUCUGGGGCUCAGCAUCCAAUUCCAGAUGAGGUGGCACAGUUGCUUGUGACAAAGGCUCUGCCACAGGCUGUGAUUCUAGUGAGGAUAGUUCUAAAGAUUCUGUCUUUCAGAUUGGGAACUCUGUUACUUUGUGGCCACCUUUGCUUGGAUUGGAAAUGGCCAUUUAUUCACAAGUUUUCUGAAAUGUCAGUGGGAAAGAGAGAAGAAGUUCUCCAAAAAUGGUCUAAGCAAAAGCUUCUAAUACCUCUGAGAUUAGUGUUCGUUUUGAUGAAACUUUUUUGCUUCUACAUAUUCUUCUCAAGGACUGAUGAAAACUCACAAAACCCAGCAUGGGAAGCAAUUGGGUAUCACAUAGACACCAGGAAAAAGGAGACUAAAACUCACAAGGAGAGACCACUUGAAAAUGGAGUCAUUGACACCAUGCUAGAAACUGAAUCCUCUCUCAUCCAAUCACUCAAACAGAAAGGAAUUGAAGUCACUGAAGAUCCAAACGACAACAACAUCUUCAAAAUCAAAUGUGACGUAGUUGUCAUCGGUUCUGGCUGCGGCGGUGGAGUUGCAGCUGCAGUUCUAGCCAAGUCUGGCCAAAAAGUGAUUGUCCUUGAGAAAGGGAACUAUUUUGUUGCCCAAGAUUACUCUUCUCUGGAGGGCCCUUCAAUGAGAGAGAUGUAUGAAUCUGGUGGAAUUUUAUCAACUUUUGAUGGGAAGGUCAUGAUAUUAGCCGGCUCAACUGUUGGUGGAGGUUCUGCCAUAAACUGGUCUGCAUCUAUUAAAACACCGAGUAACGUUUUGCAUGAGUGGUCAGUGGAUCAUAAGCUUCCACUUUUUCAAAGCUCUGAAUAUCAAUCCGCCAUGGACAUUGUGUGUGAGCGAAUUGGUGUCACUAACAAUUGUACCAAAGAGAGUUUUCAGAAUCAAGUAAUUAGAAAAGGGUGUGAAAAUCUUGGCCUAAAAGUUGAUUCAGUUCCAAGAAAUUCAUCACCAGAUCAUUAUUGUGGUUCCUGCUGUCAUGGCUGUCCAACAAGAGAUAAAAAGGGAACUGAUUCGACUUGGUUGGUGGACGCAGUUGAGUGCGGCGGUGCAGUGAUCUUAACAGGAUGCAAAGCUGAGAAACUCGUACUGGAGAAGAAUCCCAACAAGGGAAGAACAAGGAAGAGAUGCCUUGGAGUUAUUGCAAAAGCUUCAAACAACAAAAUCACCAAGAAGCUGCAAAUCGAAGCGAAAGUGACAGUUUCAGCUUGUGGGGCUCUCUCAACUCCUCCUCUGCUGAUCAACAGUGGACUUGGGAAUCCAAACAUUGGCAGAAACCUUCAUCUCCACCCUGUCCUCUUGGCUUGGGGAUACUUCCCAGAAGAUGACUCAGAAUUCGAAGGCAAAAUCAACGAAGGAGGAAUCAUUACUUCUCUCCACCGUGUGCUUUCAGAGGACGGCAACACAAGGGCCAUUAUAGAAACACCUGCACUAGCACCUGGUACGUUUGCCGCAGUGUUUCCUUGGGUCUCAGGAGCUGACAUGAAGGAUAAGAUGGUGAGGUUUUCAAGAACUGCUCACCUGUUUUCACUUGUGAGAGACCAAGGUUCAGGAAGCAUCAAGAAAGAGGGAAUGAUUAACUACCGAUUAACUAAACUUGACAAGGACAAUCUCCAGAGUGGGCUUAGACAGGCAUUGAGAAUCUUGGUGUCAGCUGGUGCAGUCGAAGUGGGAACCUACAGAAGUGAUGGGCAGAGAAUCAAGUGCAAAGGGAUAAAAGAUAAAGACUUGGAAGAGUUUUUGGAUUCAGUGACUGCAGUUGGUGGUCCUCGUACAAGAGGGGAUUACUGGACCAUUUACUCUUCUGCUCACCAGAUGGGAAGUUGCAGAAUGGGCCCCAAUGAAGAAGUGGGAGCUCUUGAUGAGAAUGGUGAAAGUUGGGAGGCUGAAGGUUUGUUUGUGUGUGAUGGGAGUGUUCUUCCAACAGCUCUUGGGGUCAAUCCCAUGAUCACCAUUGAAUCCACAGCUUAUUGCAUCUCCAAGAAGAUUGCAGAGUCCCUGAAAAUGUAAUCUUAUUGUGUAUCAUUAAUGGUAAUAAUUGUUCUUAUGGUGUUUAUAUUAGAGUGAACAUAUUUUGUUGAAGCAAGUAGUGAAUGUGAUUGUGUUGA